Molecule: messenger RNA, 3161 nt
Organism: Boeremia exigua
Lineage: Eukaryota; Fungi; Ascomycota; Dothideomycetes; Pleosporales; Didymellaceae
Exons: 6
Coding region: 1-2727 (908 amino acids)
Source: RefSeq, a predicted model, not a curated record
AUGGUCGCAACACGCCGCGGAGCAAAGGCCCCGGAGGCGGCGCCUGCCGCGUCGACACUCUCCGCGCCGCCCAAGCGCGGCAGGAAGAAGGCCGUCGUCGAAGAAGCCACAGAACCCGCGCCCACUGCGACAAGAGCCGCCAAAACAACAACCACAAAGCGCAAGGCCAAGACAGAACCAACGCCUGAGCCUGAGCCCACAGUCGAAGAAGUGCCUACACAGAAGAGGACACGCGCAACACGUGCAGCCAAGGUCGAGACAUCAGGAGAACAUGCACCUGUAGCGCCGAAGAGAGCCACGCGCGGUCGUAAAGCCUCAACACCGAUCGUCGAAGAGCCUGUCGUUGAAGAGCCAACCGAAGAGGAGGAGGCCACCAUGCCACAACAACAUGUAAAAAUUCAGGUCGCAACACGCGCGCGCAAAGCACCCGUGAAGAAGACACCGGCUAAGAAGGCUGAGCCUGUCAUUCAAGAGGAGCCUGCAGCAGAGGAAGAAGAGCCCGUUGCAGAAGAGGCGCCCAAGCCUGCGUCGCGCGCACGAAAGGCACCCAUCAGGAAGGCACCAGCUGCAAAGGCCGAGGAGACCCCUGUAGUUGACAACACAAUCAGCGCUGAGCCCAUCAAGCCAUCAUCUCGCGCGCGCAAAGCAGCCACGCCUCUCGACACUGCGCCCGUCCUUGCACCUCCCAGCAGAGCAGGACGCACAACUCGCAAUGUCGAACUUCCUCCAGCUUCGCCGCUAAAAGCACCUGCGCGCAAGCCAACAAAGAAGGCCACUCCAGCCAAGGCUGCAAAGGCUGUCGACGCUGCGCCUGCACCUGAGUCGAACGAAGAGCCCUUCACAGAAUACCCUGCGGUUCCCUCCACACCUGCACAUAGCAUCCAGCCUCUGACCAAUAAGCGAGCCUUGUUUGAGCUGCCUCAGUACCCCAAGACGCCCGCGCAUAUCAAAGCUCCCAUCUCCAACAAGGCUGCGCUGGCCGAGAUGCCUGAGUACCCCAAGACACCCGUCCACAUCAAAGCACCGAUCAGCCACAAGGAUGCAAUGAAGGAGCUUCCAGACUACCCGAAAACACCUGCCCACAUCAAGGCGCCAUUGUCUGCUAAGGAAGCUCUGAAUGAGCUGCCUGGAUACCCGAAGACUCCUGCACAUAUCAAGGCACCUUUGAGCACGAGACAAACACUCGCUGAGCUGCCUGACUAUCCCAAGACCCCUGCGCAUAUCGUCGUUCAAUCACGCUUGACGCAAUCCUCCCCGGAGCACGUCGCAGUCAAGGAGGUCUUCACUCCCGCCGUCUCAGCGACUGAGGACGCCCAAGUUGAGGAGGUUGCGGCAGCUACCACCCCAGUCCAGGUAGUCACACCUGUCCGAAGCAACACACCUGAGAUUGUGCAAAGAACACCAGCCGUUCGAUUCAUGGCUCCCUCUACCCCACCUGCACAGUGCUCACCAGAACACAUUGCUCCCAAGGAGACCUUCACACCCGCAUUUGCGCUCCCAGCGGUCGAGCUCAAGGCGCCUUGCACACCUCCAGCGCAAACCUCGCCUGAGCACAUUGCGAACAAGGAAAACUUCACGCCUCACUCGGCAGCUCCGGUGACUCCUGUUCGUGCCACGAGCGCGAACAGAAAGGCUUUAGGUGAACUUCCUGACUAUCCCACAACACCAGCCCUGGCCAUGGAGGCAGCGAUCCAGGAGGAGAUCAGAGCAUCUGCCAAGAAGCAGACUCCUUCGCCAUCUCACUUCUCGACCAACGAUAUGUCGUUCGACGAAGCCAGUGAAGUCACCGACCUCAGUAUCUCGGACCUCGAGAACGAGAACACUCCCGCCGAGAAGCCGCAAGCUCAGUUUGCACCACUGCAGUUGAAGCCCUUGACGUUGGCACCUCCGACGAGCAAGAUACCCUUCUUUGCACCACCAACGUUCACACCAUCGUCAUCCCUUCGCUCUCCCGUCAAGUCGUCCUUGCGAUCACCUGAGAAGAGGAGGAGUAACGACAGUCCAAAGAAGGCUGUCACUUGGGGUGACUUCGAGGAGCCGUCUAUUCUCUUCGACGGUCCCCUGCAGGGCCUGAUGUUCUACGUCGAUGUUGUCUCCGACAGCGGCAAGGACCAAUCCUUCCUCUUCGAGACUCUUCUCACAGAUCUCGGCGCGAAGGUUUCCAAGCAAUGGAGCAACACCGACAUCACGCACGUGCUGUACAAGGAUGGCAAGGCUGACACGCUCAAGAAGGUUGUCGAGAGCAAGGGGUCUAUCAAAGCUGUGAACGUUAGCUGGGCCCUUGAGUGCGAGGCGAAUAAGAAGCGCGUCGACGAAACCAAGUACCUCGUCAACCUCUCUUCUGCCCUCCCAUCAAGCCCGAAGGCUUCCGCAGUUCCAUGCACGCCUGCGAAAACUCCCUCCAGAUACGCACUUCCACCAUCGUCGGGCGAGCGCAGCCAGCCCGCGACUCCCACCUCAUCCGAAUUCGACCGCUCCAUCAACCUCGAUGAUAAGGAGAAUAGCGAGCUCGGCAUCUACUUCGAGCCCGACGGCAAGAUGGCGGUCCGCACCCUACCCCAGAAGAAGUCCAACUUCCUCCUGAGCCGUAGCCCCAUCAAGACACCAAGCAAGCAGAGGAUGAUGACGGCGACACCCAUGAGGCCGUUCUCGACCACCAAGAAGAGGAGCGCUGAGGCCUUCUCGGGCAUCUCGAUGGCGCCCCCCAAGAAGCUGAGGCUGCUCUGAGCGGCAUGUAGAUAUUUUGAUUAUGGCGUUUGCAUAGGGAAAGCAUGGAUGGCGUCGGACUGGCGUUUCUGCAGCGACGGCUUGAGCAGGGCAGCAUUGUCGUCCCUCUUCGUGAUUUUCAUCAGGGCUUGAGAGUCGCUCAUUGCGUUGUAGCAUCUUACGGUGCUCCCGUGGACGACUCAAGACAGCCGGGUGGAGAGAGCGGAGAGGGCGUCAACAUCGUCGUGUCCCAAGGCUUCGACUCGCACUGUGUUUUGUUCAUACAUUUCUGUCCCACACUCACUUGUCCUAUGGACUAAGGGGCCCGGCGUUGUAUAUGGGAGCGGGGCUGGUGUUUAUACAUUGCUUGUUCAUAAACCACGUACAAUCGAAUUCACAUACUCGAUACUCUACAUUUCCAACGCUUUGCCGCCGAGGCAUGGUUGAAUCAUAGA